AUGAAGAUUCCAAAAGUAGAAGCAGUUAUAAAAAUUCUAAACGCAUCCAACAUUAAAAGAUCAGUGUCUACUAAAAAACCAAUACCUAUUAAAUCAUCCAUUACGAUACCCACCAAAGCAUCCACGACAACGUCCACCAAAGCACUCACAUCGACGACAUCCACCAAAGCACUCACCAAAGCAACAUCCAUCAAAGCACCCACGCCAACAUCCAAAGGAUCUACAACAAAAUCCACAGCCACAAAAUCAUCGUCUAUCAAAAGAACAUCAACCACCACAACCAAUUUACCCACCAUUUCAACGAAGAUUACUAAUAAUAAAAAACCAAUGACCAUAAUUAUUCCAAAUAAAAGGAAGUCAACAAUUACUGUUUCAAAUGAUUGUUCAAAUGAUUGUUCAAGCAAUAAAAGGAAUUCAACAACAACAAUAGCAAUAUCCAAAAAACCAAUUUCUCCAAUUCGGAAAAAGACUAAUUCUUAUCCGAAACUCAACGUCACUACAACACCGACAAAAUUAGACAUAUCAAGAUCCAAUUCUUCAACGGGAAUCAUGUAUGUAUUUAAUUUAAAUUUUUAA
Diversispora eburnea is the source of this 576-nucleotide messenger RNA. NCBI's taxonomy places the organism in Eukaryota, Fungi, Glomeromycota, Glomeromycetes, Diversisporales, Diversisporaceae. The record is from the annotation of a GenBank genome assembly.